Molecule: messenger RNA, 3375 nt
Organism: Anopheles bellator
Lineage: Eukaryota; Metazoa; Arthropoda; Insecta; Diptera; Culicidae
Product: vesicle-fusing ATPase 1-like
Exons: 9
Coding region: 262-2529 (755 amino acids)
Biological process (GO): SNARE complex disassembly; intra-Golgi vesicle-mediated transport; Golgi to plasma membrane protein transport
Cellular component (GO): Golgi stack
Molecular function (GO): ATP binding; ATP hydrolysis activity
Source: RefSeq, a predicted model, not a curated record
CGUUUGGCUUCCUUGUCCAGCGUGCGCACUGUUGUGUGCAUUCUAGGCUCGGUUCACAGGCUGCUAGGACAUUCGAGCGAUCUGUGUGCAGUGUUUUCACUGAAACCGAAAAUCCAUAGCCAGCAGGAUAAUCUCAGCUUCACCUUCGGCCCAGGUGAUAAAGUCAUCACGUAGCAGUACUCGACCGCAGCCUUCAGUGCCGUGAUCCGUGUGUUUGUCGGGUGAAUCAUAUCGAUCUGAGAAGGCAAACAAAACUGUAGGAUGGCAGCGAUUAUGAAGGCGGCCAAGUGCCCAACGGAUGAGCUUUCGCUGAAAAACAGAGCCAUUGUGAGUGGAGCCGAUUUCCCACCGGACAUCAAAUACAUUGAUGUGUCGACGGCACCGGGACAGCACUUUAUCUUUUCCACCGAGCGUACGAUGUCGGGUGAAAUAAACCCCGGCUGUAUCGGAUUUUCACUGCUGCAACGGAAGUGGGCCACGCUGUCGAUCAAUCAAGACAUUAGCAUUAAGCCUUUUCAUUUCGAGAGAUCAUCGGAGGUCCUUUGCAGUAUCGCAUUGGACGUGGACUUUUUGCAGAAGAAAACCGUGACGCACGAACCGUACGAUAGCGAUCAGAUGGCAAGGGAUUUUCUGCUCCAGUUCGCCGGACUGGCGGUGACGGUUGGCCAGCCGCUGGUGUUUAACUUCCAAGACAAGAAGCUGCUCUGCCUGUCGGUGAAAACAUUGGAGGUGAUCGAUGCAGCCGCUAUGGCAGCCGGUGGCAACGGUGGUGCGCCUACAGAACCGAAACGCGUCAACUUUGGCCGUGUGCUAGCGAACACGGUGGUAACGUUCGAAAAAGUGGAAGGUUCCGGGUUGAACUUGGUGGGAAAAUCGAAAGGACGUGCUACGGCGGUACGCCAGUCAAUCAUCAAUCCGGACUGGGAUUUUGGACGCAUGGGAAUCGGUGGUCUCGAUCGUGAGUUUAAUGCCAUCUUCCGGCGCGCGUUUGCCUCGCGUGUUUUCCCACCGGAGGUCGUGGAACAACUCGGAUGCAAGCACGUAAAGGGUAUCCUGCUGUACGGUCCACCCGGUACGGGAAAAACACUGAUGGCCCGCCAGAUCGGCACGAUGUUGAAUGCACGCGAACCGAAGAUCGUCAACGGUCCACAAAUAUUGGACAAGUACGUCGGAGAGUCGGAAGCCAACGUACGCCGUCUGUUUGCUGAUGCCGAAGAGGAAGAGAAGCGUCUCGGACCGGCUAGUGGUUUGCAUAUCAUUAUUUUCGAUGAAAUCGACGCUAUUUGCAAAGCGAGAGGCUCAGUCGGAGGCAACUCGGGAGUUCACGACACGGUCGUCAACCAGCUGUUGGCAAAAAUCGAUGGUGUCGAGCAGUUGAACAACAUCCUCGUGAUCGGUAUGACCAACAGGCGCGAUAUGAUCGACGAGGCGCUGAUGCGACCGGGUAGAUUGGAAGUCCAGAUGGAAAUCAGCCUUCCUAACGAGGAAGGUCGCGUGCAGAUUCUCCGCAUUCACACCCGGCGAAUGAAGGAGUUCAAGAAGCUGAACCCGGAUGUCGAUUUGGCUGAGCUCGGACAGAUGACCAAGAACUUUAGCGGUGCAGAGCUGGAGGGCUUGGUACGGGCGGCGCAAUCGACGGCAAUGAACCGUCUCAUCAAAGCCGCCUCGAAGGUCGAGGUAGAUCCGGCAGCGAUGGAGAAGCUGAUGGUUACGCGCGAGGAUUUUCUGCAUGCUUUCGAGAACGACAUCAAACCGGCAUUCGGUACGGCGGCCGAGGCACUCGAAAACUAUCUUACUCGCGGCAUCAUAAACUGGGGUCUACCAGUUGCUCACGUCCUUGAGGACGGUGCACUGUACACCGAGCAGGCGCGCGGCGCCGAAGGUUCCGGAUUGGUCUCGGUUCUGCUCGAGGGUCCACCGAACGCGGGUAAAACGGCCCUCGCAGCCAAACUGGCCAAAAUGUCCGAUUUUCCCUUCGUCAAGGUGUGCAGCCCGGAUGAGAUGGUUGGGUUCACGGAGAGUGCCAAAUGCUUGCAAAUACGAAAGUACUUCGACGAUGCCUACCGUUCCACUUACAGCUGCAUUCUGGUGGACAACAUCGAACGGCUGCUCGACUACGGUCCGAUUGGUCCGCGGUACUCUAAUCUCACGCUGCAGGCACUGCUGGUGCUGCUGAAGAAACCACCGCCGAAGGGCAAGAAGCUGCUUAUUCUCUGCACGACUAGCCGACGCCAAGUGCUGGAGGACAUGGAAAUGCUGUCCGCGUUCACGGCGGUGCUGCAUGUGCCGAAUCUUUCGACCCCCGAACACCUGCUGGCUGUGUUGGAGCAAGAGCCGGACGUGUUCGGGCGCAACGAACUAGCGGCAAUUUAUAAGCGCGUCAAGGGCCGACGAAUUUUCGUGGGCAUCAAGAAGCUUCUCGAUCUGAUCGACCUGGCGCGACAGAUGGACCCGCAGGUGCGGAUGAUGAAGUUCUUGGCGAAACUCGAGGAGGAGGGAGCCAUCGAAGAUCCGACCGUUGCGAAGUAAAGUGGCCGACAACGGUUUGUUCUAAGGGUGUACAUCGCCUGUUUGGCGUCACGUUGAACGUGCACUGCCAGCCCAUUUAACACCGGUUGGCAUCCUUCGUCAAUUCUCCGUCUGUAGCGAGAAACACACUGGCUGCAAUGCAACUGUUUCAAAGGUCAAUCAAGCAUGAUCCGUGUUUGUUGUUUUAUGCUUCCGCCUAAAUCCGUAAGUUUAGUUCGCGCUCGCCAGGAAAGUAACCCGCCGUGUUAAGACAAUUGUGCUGGUGCUUCAAUGCGCACCACACAUCGAUGGCAGUCGGGUCAAGGCUGAUUGACCGAGGUGUAUUAUGAAUACUGCGACAAAUCAUUACUACUAAACAUAGGGUUUCAUUUGCAAAGCAUUACCGUUAACUGUUGAUAUCAUUUAUCGUUAUUAUAUUUUGCAUUUGUUGUUAACUAUUUUCAACUAUAGUUUACUACUAAAGGAGCCUCGGCGAUGAAUAUACCUACGAAAAUAAUGAGAGACAAAAAAAGAAAGACACAAAUGUAACGAAGCACUGUUGUGUGUAGAUUAUAAAUUUUGUUGCACUCGAACACGCCGUACUCAAUAGCGGAUCGACGCUUAGUAUGCAUAAAAAAUUGUUAAACAAAAUACGAAGAAGCAAAAGUGGUUAAUGUAAAAAAAAUUACAGAAGAACGUAUUUACAACAAAACCAACAAACUUACACUCACACAAGUAUUAUCAGACAUAUUCUCCCUGUUGCGGGCUAGGCAUUCAGAUUAUGAAACAAUAUCCAACGCCUUGCCCGCGUGUGCGUUAUCGUAGAAAGUGUACGACACCUGUUAACCUACCGUUAGGAGCCGGGAG